AUGCAACGUAUCCUUUGAAAAAUUUGAAAACUUUUCGUUUAAAAGUCGUUAUAAGCUGUGAUAGUGGCAUAAACGUUAUUCGCAAUAAAUAUUUAUUAAAUUUAAUGAAUGCUUUCCAUUUAAUGCAUUUCAUCAACAUUGAAGUUAAUGUAGUGGCUACAUUACGUUUGCUUAUGCUAUCGGAAAAUCGGUCGCGGUAACAAAACCUUAGUCCAUCGUUCACCGCAUCUUCUAGACAAACUAGCAAAAUUGCACAUUACAAGAUGGAUGAUUUCUUAAAAAUUGAGAAAAUAGGUGAAGGUACUUAUGGUGUAGUGUAUAAAGGAAAAAAUAAAAUAACGGGUCAGUUCGUGGCAAUGAAAAAAAUACGACUUGAGUCUGAUGAUGAAGGAGUUCCUUCGACUGCUAUCAGAGAAAUUUCUUUAUUGAAGGAGCUCAAUCACCCUAAUAUCGUAAAGUUAGAAGAUGUUCUUAUGGAGGAAUCUCGUCUGUACCUUAUCUUCGAGUUUCUCGCCAUGGACUUGAAGAAAUAUAUGGAUUCAUUAGGCUCGGGAAAAUUUAUGGACCCAGCAGUAGUGAAGAGUUACUUGUUUCAAAUCAACAAUGCAAUCCUGUACUGCCACCAGCGCCGUAUCCUGCACAGAGAUCUUAAGCCUCAGAAUUUGUUAAUUGAUAAGACUGGUAUUAUUAAGGUGGCUGAUUUUGGUCUGGGCCGAGCAUUUGGUGUGCCAGUGCGGGUGUACACACAUGAAGUUGUCACACUAUGGUAUAGGGCUCCGGAAGUAUUGCUUGGAAGUCAAAGAUAUUCAUGUCCCAUAGACAUGUGGGCGGUUGGCUGCAUCUUCUCGGAGAUGUCCUCUAAAAAGCCAUUGUUCCAAGGUGAUUCAGAAAUCGAUCAACUUUUCCGCAUCUUCAGAAUGCUGCGAACACCGACUGAGGAGAUCUGGCCCGGGGUGACCGCUAUGCCAGAUUAUAAACCAACAUUCCCCAAUUGGAACACAUUUAAUCUACACAAUCAUGUUCAAAAUCUAGAUGAAACCGGUAUGGAUUUACUCCAGAAGAUGUUGGUAUAUGACCCGAUGCGUCGUAUCUCAGCCAAGGAUGCGCGCCGGCAUCGCUACUUCCGCGACGUGGCGGUGCCUCCCGGAUUAGCUCUGCAUAAAGCUUAUAUACGCUGCUCAGAUUAUACUGAUACCACACAAAGUGUAUGAAGUGUCAAUUUGUGCUAUUUGUCUGAAAAGUGACUGCAAAGUGUAACGGUUAAAUAUCUUUGUGAAUGAAUAAUGUUGAAGUAUUCUUGAAGCGAUGGAAAUUUGGUAAGUUUAUUUUAAUAUGUCAGAACUUUUUGUGGCCUAGUUUUGAUGUUAUAUGGAUCUUCACACAGAUCCGAGGGUGGGGUAGAUUUUUAUCGAAAAAUUGAGGUUUUUGUGAUUGAAGCUUGGUUUAAUUUCACUUUUUUAUGCAAGAUGUACCAAGUAACAUUAAACCUUAUUUUAAUUGUAUAAGGGCCUGUCCCACCAAAUUGUAAACAGUCUGAUAAUAAUACAACGCAUAAAAUAUGUGAUGGAAUAUUGGAUUUACCUUAACUGACAGUGACAUCAUUUUUAAGCUAUCUAAGCCUCUAACAGCCAGUGGUGGGACAAGGCCCUAAAUAUAAUUUGAUAACAAAUUGCUUUGCUCUCCGCACUAUUCUGUUAAACUGACUACUGGUUUGUUGUUUCUAUGACUAUGUUUUAAGAAUGUUUUGUGAAAGUAACAUUAGUACUAUGGCAUGUAGAAAACUUCACUUAAUUUAGAAUUUGACAGUUGUUUUAAUAAUUGCAGUCUCUGUUUUGUCAGUGAAAGAAAGAGAUGGAAAUAUUUUGAUGCCUCCUAUGUAGAGCCAAUACUGUAAGACACAAUUUUAAGAUUUACACCUAGUUUUGUUUACAUUCACUUGGUGAAUACUUGUUUCUGUACAAAUUUAAAGAAGUGUAGAUUAUGGUUGUCUGUUGUAAGUUCAUGUUUGAUCGUAAUUAUUCAUUUUAACUUUUUAAAAUUUUGUUUUGUCAAAAUUUUCCUAUAAAAAUUAGACUUUACAUAGGAGAUUAGAUGUGUUAGUAUGUUAGGAGUGAGGUUUUGCUACUUAAAAAACUCAUAUAAAUCAUAAUUCAGGGAUGUUAUCCAAUACAGGUCAAUAUUUAAUCUGUUAGCUAGGAAAUAAAUUAGGUGCCUUAGUAGUAAACGGACGACUAAUAUUUCAUAAUUUCAAAACUAAAUUCUGCAUUUCAAACUAAUUUGUAUGUUACAAAAAACGUUAAGCCCCAUUCGGACAGGCGAUUUUAAAACGCGCGUUAAAAAAGCGUUGAUGUAGAACAAAUCCAUUAUAAGUAUCUGUUUAUGGCAUUUUGACUACUGGGUGAUUAAAACAAGAGUGAUUUUAAAGUGAUUGUAUGAGCGAGAGCGUUAAAAUAGCGCCCGUGUGAAUGGAUGCUAAUUCUAAUGAUAAUGUGUAAUUCAAUAUAUUAUAUGUCAAAUUUUAUGUAAAAUAUAUUUUUGCAUUUCCUAGUAUGGUAUGAUAGCAUAUUUUACACAUACAAAAAUUGGUAUAUGCUCAAUAGUUUCUUAUGGCGAUAUUUAAAUUGCCGAUUAAAUUAUGGUAUUUGUAUAAUUACGUAUUUUUCUAAAAUAUAUUAUAACCAGUUUAUUUAGGCAGUUGUAAAUUUAAGCUUAACUUUGGGACUAGUUCGUCUUUACCCAUCCUAAAUUAAUUAAGAAAUAAUACAAAAAUUUGAAGCAAUUUUGAUUCAUACAUUCAAAUCAGCAUUUUUAAAAUGAACGGACAAACGAUAAUUUUACAUUCACAAACUAUUGUAUGUAUUUAUUUUAUAUGUGAAACAUGUAAUGUAAUUAAGUGUUUUUAGAAUGUAUUUAAUUAUAGCAAAUGUAUGAUUAUUCCAACUACAGAAAUAAAAUUUGAACAUUUAAUUAUUGUA
Molecule: messenger RNA, 2975 nt
Organism: Papilio polytes (common Mormon)
Lineage: Eukaryota; Metazoa; Arthropoda; Insecta; Lepidoptera; Papilionidae
Gene: Cdk1
Product: cyclin-dependent kinase 1
Exons: 7
Coding region: 264-1211 (315 amino acids)
Biological process (GO): G2/M transition of mitotic cell cycle; protein phosphorylation; mitotic G2 DNA damage checkpoint signaling
Cellular component (GO): nucleus
Molecular function (GO): ATP binding; cyclin-dependent protein serine/threonine kinase activity; RNA polymerase II CTD heptapeptide repeat kinase activity
Source: RefSeq, a predicted model, not a curated record